Messenger RNA from Daucus carota subsp. sativus, 848 nucleotides. Its product is annotated as DNA-directed RNA polymerases II, IV and V subunit 6A-like. Gene Ontology annotation, cellular component: RNA polymerase II, core complex; RNA polymerase I complex; nucleus. The record is from RefSeq and is a predicted model, not a curated record. Gene Ontology annotation, biological process: tRNA transcription by RNA polymerase III; transcription by RNA polymerase I; transcription by RNA polymerase II. Lineage: Eukaryota; Viridiplantae; Streptophyta; Magnoliopsida; Apiales; Apiaceae. The transcript is spliced from 6 exons. Gene Ontology annotation, molecular function: DNA binding. The coding region runs from base 116 to 556 and encodes 146 amino acids.
AGAUGUUAUGUGGAUGCUCUAUUAAAACCAGUUCCCCCACUUCUGUAAUAACCUCAAACAACACCUUCAAGAAAAACCUCAAACAAAUUAGGGUUUUUUCCUGAACGAGAAAACAAUGGCCGACGAAGAAUUUGAGAUGGACGGAGGAUAUGAGGAUGAGCCCAUGGAACCGGAGCUUGAUGAAGGGGCAGAGGAGGAAGUUGAUGCAGAUGCAAAUAAAGACGAUGACAUUGGUGAUCCUCUCUUAGCUGACGGUGAAGACAAACAGGGAGCGGAGGAACCAGUGGAGCGGCCUCGGAAAACGUCAAAGUAUAUGACAAAGUAUGAACGCGCAAGAAUCCUAGGGACACGUGCCCUGCAGAUAAGCAUGAAUGCUCCUGUGAUGGUGGAAUUGGAGGGUGAAACUGAUCCACUUGAGAUUGCUAUGAAGGAGCUACGACAGAGGAAGAUACCUUUCACCAUAAGACGUUACCUGCCUGAUGGGAGUUAUGAGGACUGGGGAGUUGACGAAUUGAUUGUGGAAGAUUCAUGGAAGAGACAGGUCGGGGGUGAUUAGAGUGGAUAUCUCUCUAUUAUCUGAAAUAGUUCAUGGGCUUUCUGUUACAAGUAGGGACCUUAAUCGCGAUGAUGUAAAGCUUUGACUAUGUCAGUAUUGUAAUCAGCUGUGCAACAAGAAUCUAGACUAUGAGAGGAUAUAUGUUUUUGUGCAUUACAUUGUUACUUUUGAAGUCCCCUUGUGGCCGAGUAGUACUAGUAAGUUAUGUUGCUUUGUAUGCUUCACUUUCAUGGAGAAAUUUGUGGUUGCUGCCAAGUGCUAAUCUAAGACUCUAAGUUGUGUUUUGUUUGAA